Molecule: messenger RNA, 4098 nt
Organism: Melanotaenia boesemani (Boeseman's rainbowfish)
Lineage: Eukaryota; Metazoa; Chordata; Actinopteri; Atheriniformes; Melanotaeniidae
Product: rap guanine nucleotide exchange factor 1-like
Exons: 24
Coding region: 141-2960 (939 amino acids)
Biological process (GO): Ras protein signal transduction; positive regulation of GTPase activity
Cellular component (GO): plasma membrane
Molecular function (GO): guanyl-nucleotide exchange factor activity
Source: RefSeq, a predicted model, not a curated record
UCACUGACAUAAGUCUGAAAGAGGAAGAAGAGGAGGAGGAAGGAAGAGAGACAGUGGUAGGCCGAAGACGACAGGAACGGAGCUGUUCAGCAUGAGAGUGGAGGAAUAAACUGUUACAGAUCACCUUUGUGUCUGCAGACAUGUCCUCUCGUCCUGAGAGCAAGACAGCCUCUCAGCUUGCUCAUUCUCUCACCAUGAAACUGAAGGGAAAACUCAACACACAGCUAAUCAAACGCUCUGAGCGAGUUAAACACACCCCAUCACAGAGAGUCAAACCAUCGGAUCUGAACCUGAACCAGAACCAGAACCAGAACCAGUCUGUGGGUGUGUUAGAAGACCAACAGCGGGCCGUCAUCAGCUCUCUGCAGUACCUCAAAGCUCUGGUGGACAGACUGGGAGUGGACAAGCCUGGGGGAGACAAAUUGGUCAUGGACCAGUCUGUGGUCGGCGGCUUGCUGGGCGGAGCCUCUGGAAGAGUCUUGGAGGCGGUCCACACUCUGGUUCAACUAGAGCCACAGCUCCACAACAGUAAGACUGUCUCUGCCUGUCUUACUCGUCUCUACCGGUCCCUGGCUCAGCUGAUGCGCUGGGCAGAUCGGGUAGUGAUGCUGCAGGGCAUCUCCCAUGACAACGAAGAUUCCUCCGAAAGUGCUACCACAGUGAUCAGAGCUGUGCUGGACAGUGUCAAGGUGUUGGUUCGACUUGUUGCAGAGAGGCAAGAAGGCUCCGCCCCCUUGUCCCCUGUCCAAUCACAAUCAGAAGGAUUUGGUGACAAGGACACAUCAGACAGCACAUCAACCUGUUUGAUUCCUGCACAGGAUAAUGAAGAAGUGAAGACUGAUUUAAAAAGACUAGAGCCCCCGAUACCAGCGCCUCCCAAACCCCCGAUGCUCCCCCUCCAGGUGACACCCCCUCAAGGAAUGAGUCCUCCAGCUCUCCCUCCUAAAAAACGCCAAACAUCAUCCAUUCCCAGCCCUGCUCCCUGCAGGGUUGCCAUAGUAGCACCCAUGAUACGAGAGCCUGAAGUAUACACAGAAGUUAAACAGGAGUUGGAUGAUGACUGUUUGAAGCGACUCUCUUCUUGUUCUGCUGACUCUGCUGCCCACAGCAUAAACUGUGAGGAUGAUCCAGACUAUGACUUCCUCAACACAGACCUGUCCUCCUCCGAGACACUCCCCCCUUUCCCUGCAUCCUCCUCUCUGGCCCCCGCUCUCCCAGAGAAGAGACGACGCAGCUUUGCAGGAAUAAUCAACUCCCAGACCCCACCCUCCUUUGGAUUUGACUCCACCCCAGAGGACCUGAGCUCUGCAGUCAGUAAAAAUGUCACCGGUCCUGAUGAACCCGUUUCCUCCCCUCUUUCCCCCAGCAAGACCCCUCCCCCCCUUCCCGAGAAGAAACGGCACAUCCAUCAGUAUCUGCAGAUCUGUUCGUUGUACAGUGAUCAGUCUCCAGUCCUAUUCUAUCAGAAGCCUCCGGCUUUAAGUCAGAAAUACAACAACAAACAACGAGACCUAGACGCCACCAAUCAGACACAUAAGACUCACCUGGAAACAAACUUUGCCCCCUCACCUGAGCACCUUCCUGCUCCUGCUCUACCACCAAAGAAGAAACAGCAGGAUUCAACCAACUCAGAGAGUGAAGACUGUCAGAGUGGAGACAGUUCACAGAGUGACCAGCAGGAGGCGGAGCUCAGCCAGAGUAGCAGUGAGGAGGAACUGGUGGAGGAGUUGUUACUGACCAACCAGCAAGAAGUCCUUGACAGAAUCACCAUGAAGUCAGAGGACGAGGAGGGGCCAGAUGUUAAAGCAGCCUCUCCUGAGAUCCUAUUGGUCCAUGCCACAGAAUGCAACGGCACUGAGCAGGACCUGUAUCGUGAGGCCUUCCUCUGCACCUACAGGAGCUUCAUCAACCCCUUUGACAUCAUCAGCAAACUGCAACACAGAUACAGACACCUGUGUGAACAACAGGAAUCUGCAGACGUAACAGCUGCCAAAAACACCUUUCAGCUGCUGGUCAGAGUGGUGGAAGACCUGAGUGCUGUAGAGCUGGAAUCUGAUUUGCUGCUGCUGCUGAUGGAUCUGGUGUCCAGCCUUCUGAUUGUUGGAAAGCUGGGACCAGCCCACCUGCUACACUCCAACAUUCUGUCUAAGAUGGAAAAGAGGUGGCAACUGAUUGGCUCUCAUCAGUUGGUCCGUCCGCUCGCUGCGAAGGGCGUUGCUGCCAGACCAGGAACUCUGCUGGACUUUGGGAGUCAGGAUUUAGCCGAACAGCUGACUCUGCUGGACUCUGACCUCUUCUACAAGAUUGAGCUUCCAGAGGUGUUGCUGUGGUCCAAAGAGCAGAAUGAGGAGAAGAGUCCAAACUUGACAGCAUUUACUCAACAUUUCAACAACGUCUCCUUCUGGGUUCGGUCAGUCAUCAUCCUCCAGGACAAACCUCACGACAGAGAGAAGCUCCUGCUGAAGUUCCUAAAGAUCAUGAAGCAUCUGCGGAAGCUGAAUAACUUCAACUCAUAUCUAUCCAUUCUGUCAGCACUGGACUCUGCCCCUCUGCGUCGCCUUGAAUGGCAAAAAAACACCUCUGAGACUCUGGAGGAGUUCAGCUCCUUGAUAGACAGCUCAUCUUCUUUCAGAGCCUACAGAGCAGCUCUGGCUGAGGUGGAGCCUCCCUGCAUACCUUACCUGGGCUUGAUUCUUCAGGACUUGACAUUUGUCCACCUGGGGAACCCUGACUGCCUGAUGAAUUCACAGGAUUCAAAAGUUAACUUUUCCAAACGCUGGCAGCAGUUCAACAUCCUGGACACUCUGAGGAGCUACCAACAAGUGCGUUACUCUCUGCAGCCUGAUGAUGACAUCAUAUCGUUCUUCAAUGACUUCAGCGAUCACCUGGCAGAGGAGGCUUUGUGGGAACUCUCCCUUAGGAUCCGCCCAAGGAAUACCCCUCGAGUCAGUCAAAGAUGAGGUGAAAUAGUGACAUGUCUUUCAUCUGCUAACCAACCAUGGACCAACAGGAGACGGCAAUGUUCAUCAAACCUGGACACAGACUGGAUUAACCUUUGCUAACAUGGACACCCACAUAGCUUACUGGUUGUAGCAGGUGGAUAAACCUGGUGCUAACCUGAAAUGAACAGCUACACCACUGGAUUGGUGCUCAUAUGGGGAUUGUUAGGGCUAGCAGUAUCUUAACUUUUUGUAAUCAGGGUGAUGCAAUAUCUGGACUGCUCUUAACUCUAUUCUUUAAACAAAUGCAGACUAGACCAGUGCCAAGAAAUAUUAUCCUAACUAGGUGUUGCCACCUAUUGUUUUCUCCUGCAUAAGCCUCAUCACACACACAUCUGCACCACAAGAGGUUCAUGUCAUUUGCUUAAUUUCAGCCUCCUAGUCUCCCCCAUUCCUCCUGUCCAUGGUUUGGAAAUCCUUCACAGCCACAUGUCUAGAUGGACAUCUCACUCCAAAGAAUGCACAAUGAAACCAGCGUUUAAAGGAAGAUCAGAGUAAUAAACUACAAAACUUUUAUUCAGACAUAAAUUGUUGAAAGUUACCGAUUUCGUUCUGUCAAUAUUUGUAAAGGAUGUAUGUAAGAGUGUUCAUUUUUUAUUUAUAUCUUAUUUUUGAUUUUGUACUUUAAUUGAUCCUAACACUGGUUAUCAGUUCAGUCAUCAACUAGCUGUUCUGACUCUGGAUAUGUCCAGGUUGAUGUAAAACUGGCGGCCAUUUAUUCCUGACAGAUGAAAAUCAGCUCCUUCAGCCAAAGCAGGUCAGAAAGAUGAAAGGUCAAAGAAAAGAAAAAUCAAUCUGAUCACAGCCACAUUAAAACAGGAGUUUUAUUGUGUUUUAUUAACUGAAUGUGUUGCAGGUGUGUUGUUGAGGAGCAUGAGAAAGAUUAAUCAUCAGGAAAUUGGUAUGAUUAAACACUGGCUGUUGAAAUAAUCUCAGGAGCUGAUUAAAAAUAAACUGAAAAGCUAAAGAAAAGAACAAUCAUUUUUAUAACACACUGGAGGAAAAGAUUGUAGGAAAUCUUGUCAGUGACAGUUGUUAAAAAUCAGUUCCAGAUCUUUUAUGUAGUUUGCAGAAAUAAACUUUAGGCUAAUCAAUUUUA